This is a messenger RNA of Leptonychotes weddellii (Weddell seal), 716 nucleotides long. The record is from RefSeq and is a predicted model, not a curated record. Lineage: Eukaryota; Metazoa; Chordata; Mammalia; Carnivora; Phocidae.
GGCGCCUGACUGAGCUCUUAUUUCAGGGCCAUGACUGCUGCCCGAUGCUCUUCAACUAUGAUGACCGUGGCUGCUUGACCUUCGUCUCCAAACUAGACAUUCCCAAACAGAGCAUCCAGCGCAACAUGUCUGCCAUGGAGCGCUUCCGCAACAUGGACAAGAGGGCCACGACUGAGGACCGCAACACAGCCCUGGAGACGCUGCACCAGAAUAGCAUCACUCAGGUGUCUAUUUUUGAGGUGGACAAGCAAGAUUGUCGCAAAUUUUGCACUACUGGCAUCGAUGGAGCCAUGACGAUUUGGGAUUUCAAGACCUUAGAGUCUUCCAUCCAGGGCCUCCGGAUAAUGUGAAGCUGAGUGAGCCUCCCAGAUCCAGCGUGACAAACAGACAGACUCACAGACUGACAAAUGCGCUGACGCAGCCCCGCCGUGUGCAUGGUGGUGAGGAGAGCCAGCCGCAAGGAGACACUGAAGACACGUUUCGCGCAAAUACCGUUUGUGUGUUUUUGUUUGAAUAUAACUGGUGAUGACAGUGUUGGUUUUUUAAAAGCAGCCGUGAUUUGGGUUUUUCUGUUUUUUUGUUUUUGCUAUUUCAUUCCAUUCUUGACCAAAGCUUCUCUUUAAGUAGUUUAUUAUGGAAAAUUGUCACACUAACUUAAAGGAAAGGGUGGGAGACAUGUCCCUUGUCCGCUAAACAAAUAAAAAUACUGAAUGUGU